AUGGAGGUCUCGACAGAAUAUGGCUAUCGAUAUCGAGCACUAUCGGCUGCCGACUCAGUCCGCCUGCUCACAAUCUCCAGAGCAGAUGAUCAGCCUCAUGGUAUGCUUCUCUCACUAAAGGAGGCACAUCUGGAUGACCAACCAAAUUUUGCGGCAUUGUCGUACACCUGGAAGCUUCCUGAAUAUGUCAAUCGGGGUAACUUGGAAGACCAAGAGUGCGGGGUAACAAUCGAAGUCAUCUGCGACGGGAAGGCGAUGGCCAUCUCGGAGAACUUGUUCAACUUCCUUUGCGCCGCGUUGCACGCCUCCGAAACAGAUGACGGGGCAUCAGACACCAAGACAAAGUUGGCGUCCAAAGUCAGUGGCAUCUUGAAGGAUCUACCAUUAUGGAUAGAUGCCUUCUGCAUCAAUCAGAGUGAUUCUGAAGAGAAGCGGCAUCAGGUUCUCCUCAUGCACAGGAUAUAUAGCGCCGCGAGGAACGUUAUUAUCUGGCUAGGGCCUUCGCGACCACACCCAGAUGUUCUAUGGGUUCACGACAAGUUCAUCCCAGCCAUCUCCAAGGCCACACGAAUGAAGCCCGAAUUUGUGGAAAGGUAUCUGAAGAAGGAUGCCGUGUGCAGCUCCGUGGAAGUAAUGGAGGAAUUUGGCCCGGAGUUGUGCACUCGCUGGCUCUCGGCAUGGCUCCAAUUCGUCAUCUACAUCGACCGCCAAUGCUGGUUUGAUCGUGGCUGGAUUGUCCAAGAGGUUGCACUCUCGGAUCCCUCCAAUGUUUACGUAUGUUGCGGAGGAUCUGUUCUCAGUUGGAAACGGCUCGCUGCCUUUUCCCAGUUUCUUCAGGAGACUGGGUGGUGUUCUACUCUUAUGGAGAGAAUCGAGAAGAUCGCCGCUACAGGGGGUCUUCAAAGCCUUGAACACAAGAAAAUUGCAUACCCUGCGCAAGUUAAUACGAGAAUACUCAAAAUCAGCCAAGCUCGGACGUCGCUCGCUGGAGUUGCCCAGCAGACGGGGCUUCUCGUGGAUGCCAGGUCUGCCUGGAACGGAAAGCUGGAACUCGGGUGGCUCAACUGUGCCAAUUUCUUGAUCAACUCGCUUCGCUCCUCGAAAUUUAGCGAUGACCGCGAUCAUAUCUAUGGAUGCUUGGAACUGUCACGGAUCGGAAAACGAUCUUCGCGGCGAUACCCCAAGCUGCCGUCCUGGGUACCUGACUACUCUAUUGAGAAGGGUUCCCGCCUGGUGGCAAACUGGAACUUCCCCAUCAACCGAUACUUGGACUUGACGAUUCCUGAGCUACAAGACAUUGAGAUACAGAUAUGGGGAUCUGAUUUGAGACGACCGAAGCUGAUAGGAUCUGUCCUUUAUGUUCAUGGGUUUCUGUUGGACACCGUACUGGAGGAAAGUGCUGACAGGCCUUUCGGGUGGGAGUCUCGAGGCAUCCAAGCUUUGAUGGUGAAAUCUGGACCAAAUGCAGAGGACUUCACCGGUUUCUGGAAGACGCUAGCAUUCAUUCAUGCGAACACCAAGUUGGAGAAUGAAACAUCGUUUGCUAGCGUGAUGGAGGAAAUUUCUGCUAACCGGUGGAAAACCUUGACACAAGGACCAAAUCAGCAGUUGAAGGAAUCAUCAGCAUCUGCAAUGCUUCAACCGCAAAAUGCUGUGCGAGUAGAGUUGGUAGAUAGGGAGAUUUAUUCUACGGAAGGGCAUGAGCUUGGGCUAGGGCCUCCUGAGGUACGAGAGGCAGAUGAGGUAUGGCUGUUGGAAGGUGCUCGUACUCCAUGCAUCUUACGCAGAGUCGAAUCCACCUUUGAUGAUAAGUCACGCAAGGAAGACGACCCCGGAAGAUACGAGUUUAUCGGGGAGACUGACCUACGCGGCUUCAAUGUUCGGUCUACAGAUCUCACUUCUAAGGCGAGUAGGGGCUUUUACGAGAUAAUCAGUCUCGUGUGA
Messenger RNA from Colletotrichum gloeosporioides, 1944 nucleotides. RefSeq lists its product as uncharacterized. Bases 1 to 1944 code for a protein of 647 amino acids. Lineage: Eukaryota; Fungi; Ascomycota; Sordariomycetes; Glomerellales; Glomerellaceae. The record is from RefSeq and is a predicted model, not a curated record. The transcript has 2 exons.